This is a messenger RNA of Galdieria sulphuraria, 5469 nucleotides long. Its product is annotated as E3 ubiquitin-protein ligase TRIP12. The record is from RefSeq and is a predicted model, not a curated record. The coding region runs from base 96 to 5285 and encodes 1729 amino acids. The transcript has 6 exons. NCBI's taxonomy places the organism in Eukaryota, Rhodophyta, Bangiophyceae, Galdieriales, Galdieriaceae. Gene Ontology annotation, biological process: proteasome-mediated ubiquitin-dependent protein catabolic process; protein polyubiquitination. Gene Ontology annotation, molecular function: ubiquitin protein ligase activity.
UCUUCUUGUUGGUCCAGCAGAGUCGGAAGAAUUGUACUUGGCGUGCGUUGGCUCUUUGGAAGCAGCAUUGGUUAGAGAGCUUGAGAGCAUGGGGUAUGGAGACAAGAAGUAAGGACCGUAAGAGGUCCUUGGAGUGUACAUCGAGAAAUACAGAAAAAAGAGUCGACUCUUGUGCAGAAACAAACUAUUGUCUGUCACGUGGAGAAAGGGACCAACACAAACAAGGAAAGGGUUUUCGUUUACCUGGUUUGUCGCGUUCUAAGCAGACAAACAAAAAGGAGAAGAAUCUUUCCGAGUUCAACUCACAACCAACAACAGAAGACUUGCAACCCUCUAGUUCGAAAACAAGAGGUACUAAGCGUCACUGUAUAAAGGAUAGUAGAAUUAAAAAGGGAUUUUUAUUCAAAAGUUCAAAGAGGUUGCGAAGUAACAGCUCUGAAAGGACGAAGGAAAUGGCGCAAAGAGGGAACACCGAGGCAAACUCCGACGAAAACAGAAAGAGCUUCGAGUCGCAUAGUUCUUCAAGCUCUGCAAAUGACAGGGUGAAUGUUUCCAGAAGGAAUGAGGGAAUGUCUUCCCCAGAGCUUCACGAAGCAUCCACUUCUAGACGUAUUGCAACAUCUAGCUCUUUGCAUGGCUUACUUAGAAGACUAGGAACCGGUAUUGAGGACUUGUUUGCUGUAGAACGAGGUGUGCGCACUAGUCACUUGUUAGGUUCAAUUCGCGACCCCACUGACGAGUCACAAAGACUGGCAGCUCUGAACGACCUUUGUGAAUAUUUAUCUAUUGGAACAGAGGAUUCUUUGCUUUCCUUCCAAAUAGAUUCGUUCGUGCCUGCGUUAGUGACCCUUCUGGAGGAGAGUCAGUCCCCUGAUACGAUGCUGCUUGCUGCUCGAGCUUUGAGUCAUAUGAUGGAAGUUCUUCCUCACUCGGCAGCGGCUAUCACUCAUCACGGAGCACCUAGUUUGCUUUGUAACACGCUAUUAUCCAUAGAAUAUAUAGACUUAGCAGAACAGGCUUUGACUGCACUUGAAAAGAUGAGUCGAGAAUUUCCAGGUCCGGUUCUUCGUUCUGGUGGCCUACUUGCAGUGCUAUCUUUUAUCGAUUUUUUCUCGACAGGUGUCCAAAGAACAGCAGCCAGCACUGCUGCCAAUUUGUGUCGUUCCGUUACGUUGGAUGCAUUCGACAAGGUAGAAGAGGCAUUGCCUGCAUUGUAUCAGUUGCUGUCUUUUGAAGACUCUCGUAUUCGGGAAAGCGGGAUAACUGCAUUUGCCCGUCUGACGGAUUCUUUUAGAUGGCAUUCGGCUGAACUUUCGAAAAUUUUUGCACUUGGAAGUUCCACAGGCGAGGAUUUUCCUAUUCUUACAAAGAUGAUGGAUUUUUUGUUGUUCGCAAUAUCAUCCUUGUCGAUUCAUACCGUAUCUGAUAUUUUAAACCUCUUAUCAAAUGGAGCUAGGGGCUCUGCAGUUUUGUUGAAGCGUAUUCUCACAGAGCAACGAGUGGGUGAAAACGGACAUGUAAUGACGAUUGUAGUCUUAUUAAAGGAUUUGCUUGAACAAGACAGUUCUGCGACGUGCUCGGCAUCGGAUGUGCUACAACUGGCAGAUGCCCUUGUAACAGAAUCCGAAGAAUACUUGGAUAAUAGCAACCACACUAUGCAAAGAAAGAUAGUGGAACUUUAUCGAAUUGAAGUUUCAUCACGCUUUUCCGAUCAGUCCAGAAGUGAUAUCGAGAGACUAAGAAGGAAUAUGCUUCUUGAGUCACCUGAAAUACUACAUCCAUAUGGUACUCUACUGUUUCCCCAAUUUAUCAAGUUGUUUAAGUCUUCGACCAGUACCGUAGUGAAACGACAGAUUAUGUCUUGCAUGAGAAAGUUUGUUGGAUGUGUUUCGAGUGACGUAUUGAAGACAACCUUGUUUGAUAAUCCUACAGAAAGUAUCAGCAGCACCUUUAUUCCAUUUAUUUCAAGUCUUUUGAGUUUCAAUGGUUCCAAAAUGGAAAACGCUUUUGGUACGCAUUUGGCAGUUGCGUGUAUGAAUAGUUUGAAAGAGUCUUUGAGAGUUCCUUUUGUUCGUGAAGGAGUAUUUUAUGAGCUUCGAAGGCUGAAGGAACGCUGUCAAUCCUCCUCAGAGGAAGACUCAGCAAAUGGAGCUCUUGUGCAGAAUAUCGAUGGUAUCUUGGAAUUCUAUUCAGAGUCGGAAGCAUGUCAAUCUCAGAACCCAUUUUUUGAAUCAUUAAGAGAGAUUGGGCACUUUUUAAGUAAUAUGCCGGAGAUAAAUGUGUGUCCGGAGGAGAUGGAAAAGAAGUUGGAUGCUUUAUUGAGUAUGUUUCAUGGGGAAAAGACUGUUUCAAGGUUUGAAAUGAUUCAAAGCGACACUAUUUCUGCUGUGGUGAAUUUUUUUGCCCCGAAUGGAAACGAUUUGUCUCGUAAACAACGACUCGCAAUGUUUGCUAAAAGUGCAAGAAGAAAUCCAGAAGGUUUUCGAAACCUUAUAGCAAGAACUGUGGAUGUAUUGGCAGCAACUGAAGAUCUUCCAGUCAUUUCCCCUGAUAUGACUGUUGGAACCGCUCUUCAUUUAUUGCAUCAACCUCUCAAGUUUAAACUAAAACAGCAGUCAAGAACACGACACGCAUUUUCAAUCUGUGCUUCUAUAGAGCCUUUAACUAGCAUCCGUGCCAUAGAAAAAUUUGUUGCCAAACGUCUUGAACAGAGGAAUAAUACCAACCUUGGAAGCACCCGAAACAGAAGGUUUCGUUCGAAUACUGGGCAGCGUCUUCCGUUGUUGCGAAAUCAGGGGGAUCCUGAAGAUACGACAGAUGAAGAUAGUGUUGCAGGUAUUGAAGAAGGAUGGGAUUCCGCGCAGGAAAGUUCACAAAGUUAUGAAAGCCCAUCAGAAGACACCACUGUCUACAGAACAUUAUCUAUUGCUGAAGAAGAGGAUGCUUUGGAAGAAGAAGAAGAAGAAGAGGAUAUGAGUGAUUUUGAUGAUGAAGAUGGUACAGACGUAUGGGUUGAUCAAUCUGCUCCGGUCGCUGAUGUCAGCGAAGAACAAGAAGAAGCUGAUGAAGACUUUAGUAGAGACGAAGAUGGUUGGGACACUCUUUACAACGACGCUUUGAGUUCUUCUCUCCCGGCAGUAGAAUUAGAUAUGGAUACGUUGUCUCCUACACGUCCAUGUGCUUUAGGCAAUUCUUUUUCUGACCAUUAUUCGUCCUCCAUUUCGCCACAGCAACAGGAAUCGUAUAUUCGUCCAUCAAAUAGUAACAAAACUGUUGGCGUGUCAUCUCGCUCAAGAAUUUGUAGAAGGAAACUAAGUUUUUUUAUGAAUGGACAUCCAGUUCCUUCCCACUUUUCUGCUUUGAUGUGCGUAACUAAUUUUUUCUCAACAAACUCGGAAACAGAGCCGUUAGUUCCAGAGCCUAGUCUUUGGGAUACCUUUUAUACUCUUGAAUUUAAUGAACAAGUUGUAAUUGAAGAUGAUGAGGAUUUGAACGUAGAGAAGUUUACAGAGGAGAUGCAUUCAGGACAGCCUUCUACAGUAAAAUCUGUCAAAACACCAAAAUACGUUUCGGAGGUUGCAGGAAAUUGUAUAAUGUUGCUAAAUGAUCUUUUCCGUAUCAACAAGUUUGAAAUUCGGGAAAAUGACAGAGUGGAAACAACAGUUUCAGUGCCUAGCGUUGUUGUUUCGGAAGACGUCUUUCACAGUCAUAAACUGUCUUCCAAACUGAUUCGGCAACUUUCGGAUCCCGUCAUUCUUGCUAGUGCCUCUUAUCCACGUUGGGUGCCGUAUCUUGUACGUCAUUCUCCAUUCCUGUUUCCUUUUGAAACAAGACAAUUGGCCUUUCAGUUAACGUAUUUGGGUAUUGCCCGUGCAUUUCGCAAACUCCACCAACGAGCAGAAGCUCUUCACCAACUUCAUCAUCCACGUCUGUUGAGAGGUGGAAGUUCAUUGGCAAGCUUCUUUAGUUUGAACCGUAGGCUUGAUCGUUAUCAAGAUCGAGAAAGCCUUCUUGGAAGGUUACCCAGGCAAAAGGUUCGGAUAUCUAGAAAUUGUAUUCUUCGUUCUGCAAUGAAAGCUUUGGAACUCUAUUGUGAAGAAAAGAGUAUACUGGAAAUUGAAUUCUUUGACGAAGUAGGAACAGGAUUGGGGCCAACAUUGGAAUUUUAUACUUUGGUGAGUAAUGAACUUCAACGAAGUGAUUUGGGAUUGUGGAAAAGUGUCGAUGGUAGUUGUUGUUCUGAGCGUAUAUCUCCAAAGAGAUCUCGUCACCGCAAGAAUCGUGUUUCUUGGAAAAGUCUGGAGAAUACGGAAGAAAAGAAGUAUACACAGCCUCCAGGAAAUGGGCUGUUUCCUAAUGUUAUGGAUAAAGCUGAUCGUUCACCUCAAGCACAACAAAUUUUGGAAUUGUUCCAUUUUAUGGGAAAAUUUUGUGCCAAAGCGUUAUUAGAUGGACGUUUGUUGGAUUUGCGUUUGUCUCCACAUUUUUUGAGAUUAGUUCAUGCAUACAUUGAGCAUAAGUUUUGUUUGGAUAGCGCUGAUAUUUUUCUUUCUGGUUAUGAUCCCAGUUUAGAAGAUUUGGCUCAAGUAGACCCUGCCUUAGCUUCUUCAUUAUACUCUAUGUUGCAAUUGAAGGAAUCGACAAAGAGAGGAGAAGAGGAUCCCAUCGAAAACUUAUGUGUAUAUUUUAAUGUUCCAGGAGCAGAAAAUGUGGAGUUGUUUCCAGAUGGAAGUUGCUGUCCUGUUACUGAAGAAAAUGUGGAAGAGUAUGUUAGUCGUGUUUGCAGAUAUUUGUUAGUAGAUGGAGUAUCUAGACAAGUUGCUGCCUUUUGUGCUGGUUGUGAAGAGAUGUUAUCUCCAACGAGUUGGUUACAGUUUAUGCCUGAAGAAUUUGAGUCGUUGUUAUGUGGACCUAGUUAUGAAAGAUGGGAGUGGAAUAGUUUGGUUGCUGCUACGAAAUGUGAUCAUGGCUAUACUCAUGAAAGUCCUGCCGUACAAUAUUUGUUUCAAGUAUUGUCUAAAUAUAAUUUAGAAGAACAAAGGAUGUUUCUGACAUUUGUGACUGGCACUCCUCGACUGCCUAUUGGAGGUCUAAGCGCUUUGAAUCCUCGUUUAACUAUUGUGAAGCGAACACCAGAAGCUGGACGAAGUCCCGAUGAAUGUUUGCCUACUGUCAUGACGUGUACCAAUUACUUGAAACUUCCUCAGUACUCUUCUUAUGAAAUUGCCAAAGAACGGUUGGAAUAUGCUAUUCGAGAAGGUCAAGGGAGUUUCCAUUUAUCUUAGUUUUUUUUUGGAUAGAAGAAGUCCCAUUAGGAUCAAUCUAUUGUUGUUGUGAUAGUAGUAACAGCUGUGAUUUGUGAGUAUUGUGUGUGUGUUUGUGUUGUUUGUGUUGUUUAUUUGUGUAGAGAAAAAACUUUUUUGCGCAUAACUUUUUUUCUUGCACAAUCAUAAAUAGAGAUGAUGAAUG